Molecule: messenger RNA, 3944 nt
Organism: Brassicogethes aeneus
Lineage: Eukaryota; Metazoa; Arthropoda; Insecta; Coleoptera; Nitidulidae
Source: the annotation of a GenBank genome assembly
GUUUGGCAUCGUCCUUGUUAGCGAAUUUAAAAUAAAACAAAAAUUAAGAAUUUUCUUUAGAAACAAACCGGGUGUGUCCAAAACUCUCUAAAUAAAAAUUAAGCAGGUCACAGGUGAAGAGAUUCCACUUGGAGUUUGCAUAUUCUCCGAUAAUGUUAUUAUGAUCUUCGCCGGAGAAAUUCACAUUUAAGUUAGUCUUCCUCAAGCAGUGCUGGUGGUAUAAGUGCGCUUUCUUUGGAUCUACUCGAAACAUAUCAUCAAGAUGCGCCGGGUUCUCAUCUGCACAUUAUUUCUCUUAGUGGGUUGUUUUGGAAAGGAAAAAAAUUCAAACGAACUGACAAAUCUGCAACCAGUUUUAAAUUUAGAUAGCAACUUACGUAAAGCUUUACUAAAGGCACUCACAGAACUGGAAAAUGAAGAAAACGAAAGGGAUUUUAAGGACGGCAGUGAUAAAAUAAUUACAAGGGCGCAAGCUUCUGCUGUAUCCUAUAUUGAAACAGAAGAUGGAGAGCAAGAACAAGAAGAAGAAAAAGACGCCGUAGUAACAACUGAAAAAAUAGAAGACGUAGUAACCACAACCGAGAAAACUGAAGUUUUGGUACAACGUAGUAAAGAUUUACCAUCGAAUGUAAUAACGACGUUCGAACAUAGCGAUGUUGAUCCUGUUGUGGAUGCAGAGCAGAUUUUAACGAGUGCUAGUAGCAGUAUUAUUUUAAAUAACGGUAAAGUUUUGCACGAAAAAAGGCAAGAGUCGAGUUUAUUAAAAAACAAAAUUCCUUCGGAAAAAGCUUCAGUUGCCACGACUCCAAUUGUAACAAGUACGACACCUUUGCCAACAUCAACAGAAGAAAGUGAGGCCAAAGUUGAAGACGUUCAGUUUUAUAAUGCUCCUCUAGUGGCUGCUUUUACCGUACACCAAGACGAAAGAGGUUUACCAAAACUGGUCGAGCCAAUUUACAAAAACCAAAAAUCGAUCAACAGAAACCCAACUAACGCCGAACUUAAAAUAAUUCAACAGACCCAAAUUAGAGAAGAUGAGUUACGCGGGCGCCAAUUGGCUGAACAGCAAAACUUAAGACAAUUUGAUCUACAGCGCAAACAAAAAGCAUUGGAAGAAGAAAUCGAAAGGUUAAAACUGAUUCAGCAACAGCAAGUUUUGUACUUGAGACAACAAUACCAAAAGGAAAAGUUAUUGGAGGAGGAGUUCAGACUUCGCAAUGCCGGACGAUCUCUAAACAACAAUAAGAACCAGGUCUCAAAUAAUAUUAACACCAUUCAAACACAAACCGAAAAAAAUACAUUAACACCAACUCCCCUUUUUGCAAAUAAAAAUCAGAAUCCCGCCGUAUCUGUUCAUCCAAGUAUUGAAUUCAAUCCUUCCCCCAAAACAGAUAGAUUACAACAAAAUCCAAGCAUCGGAUUCAAUGCUUUAACAGAAGCAGGAAGAUUACCGCAAAACGGUCAAGUUUUACCCAUCAAAAAUGCGAAUAAUUUCCAUUUACCCCUAGUUCAAUCUCCAAACUUCCUACAAUUCCCAUCACUGCCUCUUCAAAACGUUCAACCCAUCAGAAAUUUCCAACCACUUAUUUUUGAUAAUAUCCCCCAAAUUUCUUUCACUACCCCCCUUACUCCAAAUUUAAGAGUAUUUAGGCAAGAAUCCCAUGCAGGCAACUUCCUAAACCAAAACAACCAAAACCUAAAUAGCAUUGGUUCGUCAUUUACAAUUCAGAAAUCCAUUCAACCUCAGUCCCAACAGCAACAACAAUUGCAACAGCAACAAUCGCAACAACAAAAUCUUCAACAACAAUUGAAUCAACAAUUACAGCAACAACUAAAUCAACAACAAGACAACAGAUUUAGAUCAAAUUUCCAGUCGUUUAACAAUCCCAACUCCUUUAACAUUGUACAGUCGACACAACCUUUUAUCCCUGUCAAUAAUUUUAACACCCAACCUAUCCAACAACAACACAGGUUCUUUAGAUCCAAUCUAGAAGGUACGCACGCUUCGCCCAAUUCUUUUAAUCAACAAGCUGUUGACAGACACUUGCAUAAUUUAUUGUAUAAUUCCGGUAUUAUUAGAGGCAAUGAACAAGAGCACCUUGGAAUUAUUUCGAAAGUUUUAACGCUAAACCACAACGGAGUUCAUGCCGCCCAAAAAAGAGUAAACAAUCAAGGAAUAUAAGCGUAGAUAGUUGCCUAUUUAUUGGUUAAAAAACAAGUCAUUAUUUUAAAUAGAUUUAAAACAGACUGUAUAUAAGUAUAAAGAACAUAGGUUAUAAAUCGACUUUAUUAUUUAAUUUUAAAUUUUUAUGAAAAUCUAUUUUUAUUGUGGUGUUGUCGAGUUAAAAUAGUUUUGGUGUUCAUUCUUCUGGAAAAAAGUUAUUAAAAGUGAUUUUGUUACUUAUAUUUUUAAGAAAAUAAUGCUAGUUUAAAUUAUUUACUACACACUACAUUAAGUUUAAAUAUAUCGUCGUUCAAAAUACGUAAAGGGGUAUCAGGUUUUUUGUUCAAAGCAAAAAUAUGUUUACCUGUAUUAUUUAAUUUUGUAGUUGUAGAAUUGUAGGAUAUAUCGGCCGUUUCAUAAAUAACUCAACGCCUAGGAAGGGUCAAGUCAUAAAUGUUUCUGAUUUUUUAAUAUCUUUUUAAGUUUGGUUAGUAAAGCCACAAGGCACAAAAAAUAUUUUUUCAAUAAACUAAGUCGGUUUGAAUUUUUUGCUAUUUUAUUUUUUGGAACAAAAUGACCACUAUAAAAUUGUAAGAAAAAACUCAAUAAAAUACUUAAGAAAUUUAACAAAAAACUUCAUUUAUACAGCUUUAUUUAAAUAAACAAAAAGAAAAUCCUAAUUGUAAUCGUAAUUUUUUUGAAAAAAAAUAUCACCCCCUAUGGUCUGCCCUUUUCUAAAGAUUUCCGUUUUGUUUCGUGAGGGGCGUUUUUUUGUUGCUAAGAUAUCGAAUUUUAAAGAGCACGAUGAACCCCUUUAAACAAAUGGAGUGUUUAGAGAUGUAAGGUGUCAAAAAUGACAGAUGACAAAAAUAGCUCAUCAACAGGUGUUGACAAGUGAGUCCCCUGUCAUUUUUGCCAUCUGAGGUGACAGAAGUACAAAAAUGAGAGACGUAAAAAAUUAUUGAUAACUGACAUCGGUUGUUAUAGCUCAUUCUUGUCAUCUGUAAUUUUUGACAUCUUAAAUCUCUAAACGCUCAUUUUUUUCAAAUCGCGGUUCAUCGCGUUUUUCAAAAAUCUAUAUAUCUCGGCAACAAUGGAAACAAAAAUCUUUGGAAAAGAUUGGGUUGAGAUGAUAUCUUUUUCAAAAAAAUUAUAUUAAAAAUAUAUUAAAUGCCUUAUUUUCACGAUUUUCUUUUUGUUUAUUUAAAAAAGCUGUAUAAAUUAAGUUAUUUGAUAAUCUUUUAUUAUUAUUAAUAGUUUACGAGAUUUUCUUGAUUUCAUGUGGUAAUUUUGUCCCAAAAAAUAAAAAAUACAAAAAUUCAAACCGUCAGUUUUUUUUUAAUAUUUUUUUUUCAAAUUUAUUUGUGCCAUGUGGGUAUACUAACAGAACUUAAAAACAUAAUCAAAAAUCAGAAACUUUCAUGACUUGACCCCUCUUAGGUUAUUUAUGGGUCGGCUGAUAUACCUUCCGCCUGACUUAUUUUAAAAGAUACUUUACAGUAACUGUUGCAUGUAACCAACGUUAAUCAGUAUUUUACACUUGAAGUUUAAACCCCAUUAUCUUCUAUGUUGUUUUAAUUAUUUAUUGUAUUAAUAAUAUACAUAGUUAUAUGUUCGUUUUAUAAAUAAAAUAUUUUUUAUUAUUUGUUGUUUGAUUUUUUAGAAUACUGCUAAAUUAGCAUUAGGAAGUGAGUGGAAGAUGUAUUGAAGCACACAAAUGUAUAAGCAUUGGGAAACAUUAUAAUUUUCUUUUAUUUGUUCCAAGUUAGGUGAUUUUUCA